AUGCCGUCCAAGCGCGGCGUCGAGAACAGUUCACCCAGUGGCAAAAGGACCAAAUACACCAAGAAGCAUACCAAUACCUUACCAACAGCGAGUAUCCAAAACUUGUCGACAAGCCACUUCAACAAUGCACCUACCAAUCCUAAAACAUACACGCUGGCUGAAUUCGCCCGCCAGUCACAUCACUCACCACCUCAUGGCAAGCCGCCUGGUAGUCUGGUCGGAGACAAGGAAGGUGAUGAUAGUGAUGCUCUUGAGGGCAAUACGACCUUGCUGCUUCAGCCAGACACAAAACCUAUCACACAGGACCAGCUCGUCAACGAGGCUAAGGGAAUCUACGCCGGCCUUGUCAUGGUUGAACAGAAAGCCGUUGAGAUCAUUUCAGCCCGUUUUAAGGCUGCGAAUAAACUCAGCAAUGAUCAAUGGCAAUCGUUGAUUGCCCUCCAUCGGACCUUAUUAAAUGAGCAUCACGACUUCUUGCUGGCAACUCAGCAUCCAACUGCUUCACCUGCCUUGCGACAGCUUGCAAAGAAAUACGUCAUGCCAGCACGAAUGUGGAGACACGGCAUCCAUUCAUUUCUUGAGCUUUUACGCCAGCAAUUACCCGCUUCUUUAGAGCAUAUGCUAGCGUUUGUUUACAUUGCUUACAACAUGAUGGGACUUCUUAUGGAGACCGUUCCAAGCUUUCGAGAAACCUGGAUUGAAUGCCUUGGAGAUCUUGCCCGAUAUCGGAUGGCGGUUGAGGAAGUCAACUUGCGUGAUCGCGAGAUCUGGUCCAAUGUGGCACGCACCUGGUACGACAAGGCUGCGGAUCACUUCCCCAAUGAGGGAAGGAUCCAGCACCAUUUGGCCGUUCUUGCGAGACCCAACAUUGUGCAACAACUCUUCUACUACUCCAAGGCAUUGAUCAGUGUAAGUCCUUUCGAGAACACCAGGGACAGUAUCAUGUUACUGUUCAAUCCGUUUUUGGAUUCAAAGGACCCGGCGUCCUACAACAAAUACCCGCUCGUCGAGGUGUCCUUGGUUUCUGCCUUUGCCAUUCUCUUCAAGCGUGGGCCGCUCCAGGAUUACCAAUUGCAGAUAGACUGGUUCUUGCAAGGACUCAGUGACCACAUCAUGCAAAUGGCACCGAAAUGGAAAACACAAGGCCCGGAAGUUGCUGCAUCCCUGAUCGCCGGGAUUCUUGAUUAUGGCAAGAACGACAGCCCUAUAUGGACAAUGUACCGAGAGCACAUGGACACAGUAAAAUCCCUAAGGAACUCCUCAGAGCCCAUGGAUCAAGAACAACUUGAACUUGAGGUUACGAACACUAGAUCUCUACUUUUCAAGGAAUUUUAG
This is a messenger RNA of Cyphellophora europaea CBS 101466, 1335 nucleotides long. RefSeq lists its product as uncharacterized. Bases 1 to 1335 code for a protein of 444 amino acids. Gene Ontology annotation, molecular function: telomeric repeat DNA binding; protein binding; telomerase RNA binding. The transcript is spliced from 2 exons. Lineage: Eukaryota; Fungi; Ascomycota; Eurotiomycetes; Chaetothyriales; Cyphellophoraceae. The record is from RefSeq and is a predicted model, not a curated record. Gene Ontology annotation, biological process: nuclear-transcribed mRNA catabolic process, nonsense-mediated decay. Gene Ontology annotation, cellular component: telomerase holoenzyme complex.